Messenger RNA from Solanum dulcamara, 1018 nucleotides. RefSeq names its product TLC domain-containing protein At5g14285. The coding region runs from base 174 to 926 and encodes 250 amino acids. Gene Ontology annotation, cellular component: membrane. The transcript has a single exon. NCBI's taxonomy places the organism in Eukaryota, Viridiplantae, Streptophyta, Magnoliopsida, Solanales, Solanaceae. The record is from RefSeq and is a predicted model, not a curated record.
ACGAGGGAACUUCAGGUCCAUUGGCUUGGUGGAAUCUUACUCCUUCUCGAGAAGUACAAUUUUUCCAAAAUUCAUACCAAACUUCACCUUUUUCGUCAUCUUCCUCCGACUAUUUUCCCCAAUUCUCCUAUAAAACCCUAAAAUUCUCAAUCAAUUAUCACAGAUUUUCAUUCAUGGAACCUCCGAUUCUUCUCUUUUCCUCCGUUCCUAAUCUCCUCUCCUUUUUCAUCUUUUAUUUCAUCAUUUACCUCAUUGCCUACUUCAUCAUCUUCCCUUCAUGGAAACCUAAACUCCGUCCAGAAGCUUCCAGCUGCGUUAUCUCCUUCUUUCACGGUACUCCCGCCGUAUUCCUCGCCGUUACUUCCCUACUCGCCGACCCAGAUCGUAAUUUUCACUCCCCCAACACCCCUUUUCAGAAUAUGGUCCUUGAUUACAGCAUAGCUUAUUUCUUGAUGGACCUAACACACUACCUAAUUUUCUACCCUAGUGAUGUUCUCUUCAUUGGACAUCAUCUUGCUACCCUUUUCGUUUUCGUUACGUGUAGGUAUAUGGUGUAUCAUGGGGCUUAUGCGAUUCUUGUACUUUUGAUUCUUGCGGAGGUUACUAGCUUUGUACAGAACACAUGGACUCUUGCUAAUGCUAGGAAAUCAGAUGUGGAGUUUGCUGCGAAGAUGUAUUCGUUGCUUUCGCCUCCGUUUUAUGUUCUGUAUUCAUUGGUGAGAGGUAUUGCUGGGCCGUAUUUUGUUUACAGGAUGCUUUCGUAUUAUCUUAGUGGAGCUGCUGAUAACGUAAUACCGAGAUGGAUUUGGGUUUCUUGGGUAUUUGUUGUUGUCACUGCUAUUUCUGUUAGCAUAUUGUGGGUUUCAAAUCUUUGGGUUGAACUGUAUAAAGAAAUGCCUAGGAAAUUUGAGAAAAAAGUUAGGUGAGCUAAAAUAUUGUGGUUUACAAAUUACCUAUAUGGUUUAAUUGAAUGAGACAUUGGGAAAAAAAACCAAAUCCUUCAUUGUCUGUUUGCUCC